GAAUUUGACCUAGGGGGCGCGUUUUGUCGACCUUGAGAUCAUGAUGUUGCGAGAGGUACAAGAUGCUCUUAGCAGGAAAUCACCGACUUUGCCUGAAGAAAAAAACAAAAGAUUUUGGAAGUGCCCUCAACCGAAUUGUCACGGCUUUGCUUGUCCUUCUGACUUCAGAUGUACCAUGUGCAGCAAAGUUAUUGAUUUUUCCGACACCUCAUUGAAGUCUUCUGCUAAAACGGAAUGCGUUAUAUCAUCGCCUAAUGGUACACCACCUGUGAAAAGAACAAGGACUGUCAACAACUCCCACCUUGUUCCACUUACCAUAUUUAGUAUCGGAAGAUCAGGGAUUUUCGAUGGUCGUGCAGAAGAUUGUUGUAUUAGUUCAUCUUCUAUUUCAUGCAAAGUUAAAGUAGAAGGCGUGUGGACCAGUGUCACCAUCCAAUCCAAUAACAUGGAAAUGCUCGUUUUCUGCGAAACCCUUCAGGUGAUUUUCGUGAAACCAUCUGUUUCUUUCAAGUCGAAACUUUCCGAAUUGCUUAAAAUCAAGGAGUUUGUUCUGCCAAGCGUGAAGUGGCUAAUUUUGGUAUUCAGAGAACCAUCUGCUAGUGACUUAUUGUAUAUAACAGUAAAUGAUCUUGAAGGUUUGGCCAAUCGGGUUUGUGAAAACGGAUCGUGUGACAUACACUGUGGUGCAGAAAAAGCUAGGGAAAUUCUUUCUAGUUGUGGCCUUCGUUUGCCGCGUGCUGAAUCUAAAAGGGCCAAUUCAAACCAAAUCUCCCAAGCCCAAACCAAGACUGAAACAGCUCCUUUUUCAAAUUCGGAAUCUAGUUCAUCCCAAGUUGACAAACACACAAAUGAGGGUGGCCUAUUGACCAAUGUGAUGAAUACUCUUACUCAUUCCGGUAUCCAGCUCACAAAUAAUUCAAGUUCACUUCUUCAGGAAAGCGAAAAUAUGGUUAAAAGAAAACUGACAGCAGGUGAAUGGAAUAAAGAAUGCGAUGAUUUGAUCAUUCUUUCUGAAGAAAAUACUGAAGAAUGGAUUCAAACUUUUAAUUUGGUCUAA
Schistosoma turkestanicum is the source of this 1057-nucleotide messenger RNA. Lineage: Eukaryota; Metazoa; Platyhelminthes; Trematoda; Strigeidida; Schistosomatidae. The record is from the annotation of a GenBank genome assembly.